Molecule: messenger RNA, 963 nt
Organism: Fusarium musae
Lineage: Eukaryota; Fungi; Ascomycota; Sordariomycetes; Hypocreales; Nectriaceae
Exons: 3
Coding region: 1-963 (320 amino acids)
Cellular component (GO): fungal-type vacuole; plasma membrane
Source: RefSeq, a predicted model, not a curated record
AUGAACAACACUCAGAGAGAACGAUGUGAGAAAGUAUCUCCCGACUGUCCCCUCGAGGACACCAUCUACGGCUAUGUCCCCAACAUGGGCGGCAAUGCCUUUUUCGGCGUCGUCUUCGGUAUCUGCACCCUCGUCCAAGUCUACUUUCUCAUCCGCUACUGGCGCCUCUGGAAAGGCUACACCAUCCUCGUCCUCAUCGGCAGUUUGCUCGAAUGUUGCGGCUACGCCGGCCAAAUUCUUAUGUCCAAGAACCCAUGGGAUGGUGCAGCUACGUCAAUCCAAUUCGUGCUUCUCAUGGUCGGCCCAUCGUUCCUUGCUGCAGCACUGUACAUGACGCUUCGGGCUUUGGUGCAGUACUUUGGGGAGCAGUAUGCCAAGCUUCCAGCGAGGCUCUGGACGUGGCCGUUCGUCACUGCUGAUAUGCUGGGGUUCUUUUCCCAGUGUGUUGGUGGUGUCAUGGCGUCGACGACGGAGAAGUAUCCUUCUCUUGGAACUGUAGGAAGGGUAAUCAUGGUGUUUGGGGUGACAUUUCAGGCUGUCGUCAUGGCUAUUGCAGGCAUUCUUGCCGCUGACUUUGCUUUGCGUAUGCGUCGAGAACGUGGAAGUGUCUUUCGAUAUCUGCCCAAGGACCUCAACAUCUUUCUGAUCUCUCUGACGGUUGUAUUUCUUCUCGUUCUGACCCGUUGUAUCUACCGUAUCCCUGAGUUGGCUGGGGGCGUUGGUGGACACAUGAUGCGACAAGAGGUUGAGUUCAUGAUCCUCGAUGGCUGGUAUUCAGACUCAUGGAUCUCGAAUCGAGUGCAUCUCGAGAUGGAUCUGGCAGAAUGCCUUCAGAUAGACCGCGGAGAGGACAUUCGAGCAGAUCACACAGAUCACCGUCAAGCAGAUCACGCAGGUCGCCUGCGGGCCGAUACGAACCUCGACGAGAGCCCUCCGACUACUGAGUUCGGCGACGUGUUGUAG